AUGGGCAACCAUGAAACUAUAGCACUGACGAAGGAGUGUAGUGCCAUUAUACAAGAGAAUGUUCUACCUAAGAUGAAAGAUCAAAGAAGUUUUACUAUUCCUUGUUCAAUCGGAGGAGUCCACAAAGGGCAACCCUUAUGCGACUUCAGACCCAGUAUCAAUCAUAUGUCAUUAUCAGUGUACAAUCGAUUGGGUAUAGGAAAGCUUGCACCCAUAAUGGUCACUCUACAAUUGGCUAACCAUUCAUUAGUUCAUCCGAAAGGGAAAUUGGAAGAUGUGUUGGUUAAGAUGGAUAAAUUUAUUCUACCUACCGACUUCAUAUUAGACUACCAAGCUGACAAGAAUGUACCCAUCAUUUUGGAAAGACCUUUUCUAUCCACGGGAAGGAUGCAAUUCGAUAUGGACAAAGAAGAGAUCAUCAUACAGGUGAACGACCAGAAGAUGAAGUUUAAUAUUCUCAAAGCGAUGGAAUAUCCUGAUGAAUCCAACACAUGUCAUGCAAUUGAAUGGAAGAAAGUUGGCCUUAUAUGCUUGAAUUCGAAAUCAAUAAGGUGA
Benincasa hispida (wax gourd) is the source of this 555-nucleotide messenger RNA. RefSeq lists its product as uncharacterized. The record is from RefSeq and is a predicted model, not a curated record. NCBI's taxonomy places the organism in Eukaryota, Viridiplantae, Streptophyta, Magnoliopsida, Cucurbitales, Cucurbitaceae.